Messenger RNA from Phaeoacremonium minimum UCRPA7, 1479 nucleotides. Its product is annotated as putative sugar transporter protein. Gene Ontology annotation, molecular function: carbohydrate:proton symporter activity. Gene Ontology annotation, biological process: carbohydrate transport; transmembrane transport. Lineage: Eukaryota; Fungi; Ascomycota; Sordariomycetes; Togniniales; Togniniaceae. The transcript is spliced from 7 exons. The coding region runs from base 1 to 1479 and encodes 492 amino acids. The record is from RefSeq and is a predicted model, not a curated record. Gene Ontology annotation, cellular component: membrane.
AUGAGCGGCUGGCUCAUUUUUAGUUGCGCCGUCAUUUCCAUGGGAGCAAUCUUUUGGGGAUACGACAUUGGUAUUCUCAGCACGAUUUACGUCUCGCCUGGCUUUAAAAAAGCUCUCAACAACCCCUCUUCAGCAGAGACCGGUCUGAUCACUGCUAUUUUCUCAGCCGGUCAAUUCUUUGGUUUCUCUCUGCUCGCUGGGCCCGUCAACAACAAGUAUGGAAGAAGAUGGGCAGGCUUCAUCGGCGUGUGCGUUCUCUGCGUUGGCGCUGCCAUUCAGACAGGUGCAGUCCACCUCGCCAUGAUGGUCGUCGGUCGCAUUAUAGCUGGUCUUGGAACCGGUAUAGUCUCUACUGCUGUACCAUUAUAUCUCAGUGAGAUUGCACCUGCCGAGCAUCGUGGCGCUUACGUUGCUGCCAAUCAAGUUGGAAUUGUCUUUGGUAUCUCUAUGGCUUUCUGGGUCGGCUAUGGCUUCUCAUUCUGGAAUUACGGAAACGGCGUCGAUCUGGAAUGGCGUCUGUCAAACGCUAUGCAGUUCGUUCCCGCGUUGAUCUUCUUGGGUGGAGUUACAUUUUUACCAGAAAGCCCUCGAUGGCUCAUGGAGCAUGAUCAAAUUGAGGAGGCUGGCAGAUCUUUGACCAAGCUGCGUGGCACCGCCAACCUGAUGGAUGUUCAGGCCGAGCUGGAUGAGAUUCAUGCAAACAUUCUCUGGCACAAGGAGCAUUCCGUCAACUCUGUCAAGGUCUUCGUGACAGAGAAGGCACUUUGGGCACGUCUUUGGCGUGCUUGGGCACUGUCGUUCCUGCAACAGAUGAGCGGUGCUGCUGGAAUUCGAUAUUACUUGCCCACAAAUUUCAUCGCCGCCGGAACAUCCAAGGAACUCAGCUUGUUGGCUUCUGGAAUCGAUGGAACCGUUCAAGUAGUCUGCACCGUUGGCGCAAUGUUUUUCAUUGAUCGAAUCGGCCGAAGACACUCUCUGGGAAUUGGUGCAGUUAUCAUGGCAUUCUGCUUGAUGAUCAACGGCGCGCUUCAACUGGCAUAUCCAAACCAGUCAAAUCAAUCGGCAAAUUACUGCAACAUUUUCUUCAUAUUUUUCUUCACAGUCGGGUACAGCAUGGGAUUCGGCCCGUGCGCAUGGAUCUAUUCGUCUGAGAUUUUCCCAGCCAAUGUUCGAUCUAAGGGCCUUGGUCUCUCAGUCUCGGGUUCUUCCUUGGGCUCUAUCAUUGUCGGUCAGGUAUGGCCUGUCGCAGUGUCCAAUAUCGGACCUAGGGUCUAUUUCAUUUUCAUGUCUUUUAACGUCUUCGCUGCGAUUCUGGUAUAUGCCUGCUAUCCAGAGACUAAGAAGAAGACAUUGGAAGAGCUUGAUUCUCACUUUGGCAAGCUCAAUGUCCAUUCUGAGACCGAAGCCACCCCAAAGCAGAUGCUGGCUGAGCAUGAGCAUGUUGAGGUCGAUGCCAUCCAGGGAGGUAGUAAGGCUUAG